CCUUUAGUGCUCUCCGUGAGCUUGAGAUCGACAGAAGGUGGUUCCAGUGCUGCGUGAUCUUGUCCGGCCUCUCUUUUCGAAACAAAACGACAACGACCAAGACCAGGACAACGACAACGACAACAGCAGUAACAACAGCAACGAGAACAGAGUUUUACCCAAAGGGUCUCUUAGGGACAGUGUGCGUUCGGUUUGUCCCCUGGAUGUGUCCAAGGCUGGAAAUAGCGUUACCCAGCCUAGCUUUAUGACUGAGAUUUGUGUCUGGGCCUGAUAACCAAGGUGGAUGGAUGGUCUUUAGGGUCUCUUUUGUCUCUUUUUAUCUCGCACAAUCUACUCGCUACCUCUACAUAUGAGAACAGACGAACGAACAAACAGCCUAGAGUGUCUCCUCCGUCAGACUUAAUUUUCAUUUCCAACGAGUUAAGCAUGUGCUUGAUGAGGUGGAGACGAAGCAAUUAACUGGCUAGAUCAUCCUCGUUGGUUUAUAGCUGGCAGGGCUAUAAAAAGCCCCUCCCUAUUUGGACCCUAUUCGAAGUUGGCGAAAAAUCUGAGGAGCCCUCAAGGUUCAAGAGCAUCCUCGAUGGGCCAUGUUUUAAUCAUAUAUCGAGUGCACUAAGAAAAACAACAACAACAACAGCAACAACAAUAGCGAUAACAACACCAGCGGUCAUAACUCGUUCUCGAUCUUUGGGUCUCGUAGCUCACGAAAAAUGAUGGCGGGCUCAAAUUUAUUGCUCCAACAUUCCAUUCUUGUGCUUCAGAUCCUUCUAUCAUGUUCCUCCAACCAAGCUUGGAGUUACCACCAUCGAGACGAAAAGAUUCAAGCAGACAUCAAUAAACUGUACGACACCCAUCCGACUCCAAGCCACUCUGUGUCGCCUGAGGAUGACAACAUUGGUCGUAUACGAUCUCACCAUCACGGAUAUCGCGAACAGCCCUCACCGCCGAGCGUCUCCGAUGGGGACUCCGUUCCCGUGUUCGACCUCAAUAAUUCUCCUAAUGUGACCGCAGUCCUGGACAAGACUGCUAUUUUGAACUGCCGGGUCAAAGAUGUCGGCAAUAAGACGGUCUCUUGGGUACGAUACUCGGAUACGCAUUUGCUCACAAUCGGUCGAUUGACCUACACAUCGGACCUGCGGUUCAAGGCCAUUCACAAGAUGUUCUCAGAGGACUACUUGCUCCAAAUCAAGCCCGUCACGCAUCGGGAUGCGGGCCAAUACCAGUGUCAAAUAUCAACCACACCUCCAACAAGUCACACUGUCACGCUCUCCGUAGCAGAGCCCAAGACCUCCAUUCUUGGCGGCCCUGACAUUCACCUGAAAGAAGGCAGUACCAUGAACUUGACUUGUGUGAUUGAAGAUAGUCCUGAGCCGCCCUCUUACAUUUUCUGGAGACACAAUGAUGCUAUCAUAUCCUACGACUCGCCACGAGGGGGCGUGAGUGUCAUAACUGAAAAGGGUGACACCACAGCCAGUUUUCUGGUGGUUCAACACACAAAGCCGAGUGAUUCCGGGACUUAUUCCUGUUCGCCAAGUCUAGGACAAACCGUCUCAGUCAAUGUUCAUGUUCUCCGAGGCGAGUAUAUCGGAGCACGCAAGGGUACCAAUGCAGGGCAUUCCAUCAUGGCACGGCCACGAAACGCCCUUUUAAUGUUGCCACGCCUCCUACUCCCGGGAAUGCUCAACUUCCUAUUGGUAAUGCUUGUAUCGCAAAGCACCCAGCAAGUCAGUUGAAAGGCAAAUUGAUGGACUUUGAAGAUCGAAGAAGCAUUUUCUUGAAAGCGCUGAGUAAAAUGAAGGAACGAAGACACGGAAAGGCAAGAAGUGCUUAUUUUUCUCGCGUUUUGAGUGAAAAAUGACGUGCAGAACAUUUAUCGUCAGUCAAAAACUUCCCCAAGUUCUGUCUUGCCACUGUCACUCAGGGAACAAAGAAGGUGCUCCGUGAAAACCUUCUGGACCUCCGAACAUUUCUUGUGAAGAGCAGGUCCAAAUGACCAGCCCUCAUUUCCAAUCCAAGGCUACGCAUCGAAGAGGGACUUUCCGCGGCGUUUGUGUGAGGUUGCAUUUUUUUAGUAUUCUGGAAUCGUCACGCUACUUCUUGAAGCUAACCAAUGGUCUGAUGAUAUUAUCAUGGUGACCGAUCGAGAAACAGAGACACAUUCGCAAAUCUCUGACCCAUAAAUUGAAACAAAAUAUCACAUUGUUGUCAAAUUUCAACCCACCCCUUCUCCCCGAAGAGCAAUUAUGAAUUACAACCUGUUACAAGUUAAAUACGCAAAACUAUCGAAGGAUACUAUAGCCCGCGAUAAAUGAUUGUUUCAAUAAAUGUUACGAACGUUUCAUGCAAUAUCUGAGUAUUGAGAGAUUCCUUCAUUCUAAUAUUUAAAACCAUAUUCCCUAACAAUUCUGAUAGUGUGAGUGGUACUGAAAUAAAGGAACUUACCACA
Tigriopus californicus is the source of this 2446-nucleotide messenger RNA. Its product is annotated as protein sidekick-1-like. Gene Ontology annotation, cellular component: neuron projection membrane. The record is from RefSeq and is a predicted model, not a curated record. Lineage: Eukaryota; Metazoa; Arthropoda; Copepoda; Harpacticoida; Harpacticidae. The transcript has 6 exons. Bases 711 to 1733 code for a protein of 340 amino acids. Gene Ontology annotation, biological process: synapse organization.